AUCACAACGAAAUCAUCAAGAAAGCAACAUCACAGAUUGCAGUGGUCAAUCAAAUCAUCUUCAGACCCAAGAAUACGACAUCAAUCCUUUCCUUACGACACUCGCAGGAGGAAUCCACGAUACUCACUCAGACAAAGUUUCUGUCGCGUUUUUCACCUUUUUUUCAUUUCAGUAAUGACCGCUUAAUUUCACUUUCAAGCGCCUUUUUAACGAUGGCAAUCAAAUCUUCUCAUCUCGGCGAAGUGCUUUGAAGAAAAAACUUGAAGCUUUUGCAUUAUCAACAUGACAGAAAUCGCUCAAAAAGCAGGUCUUGACGCCGGAGGUCCAAGCUCGUCCUCUUCUCCUUACCCCUCCCAAACCCCCUCUACAUCAAAAGGGGAAAGGACUACUCCUAUCGAAACACCUACUUCUUCGCAGGAUCAGCCUUUACAGAAGCCUAGAGUACGAAAGCGCUCCUUUUUUGGAAAGGCAUCGAAACCUUCUACUCCAUCAGAGCCAGUGCCUUCGUUUCCGCAAAAUGUCAAUAAUUCUGAGAGCACAAGACGAAACGAAGAUGUACCCCUCGUAUCUCCUAUGGGAAGACAGGAUGAUUAUCUUUCUGUACCAACUCAAACUCCUUCGGAACGCUCUCCUGUUCGCAGCUUUAUCUUGCGUAGACAAGGCCAUGGAAGAUCUCCCUCAACAUCCGCUUUACCCUCACCCCCUCCGACAGGGUUUACUUCUUACGACGAUCAAACAUCAUCCCCAUCGCCUAAAGAAUCCUUGAAAUCUCACGAUCUACCAAAGCAGGAGUUCAGGGAAGGUGUUUCGCAAAGUCUAGGGCGUAAAGCGGGAACGAUGUCUGUCGCCAAUCAAAAUUCUAAUUGGUACAAUCGUGGUCCUAUGGCGAAAGCACAUGUUUUGAGCAAUGCAAUCACACGAGGCAGAGAUCGGUCUGCUUCGGUAAAUGCAUCACCUCGACCUGCAAAAAAGCAUGACAAGCUGAUGAUUAAUGCAGAGAAGGACAGUAAUCUUUAUCGUGUCCCUGAAUCGCCUGGAUUCAGCACUCCCAGUAGUCCGCUCAACCUGAGAAGAUCUUUCAGUAGGAGGAGCAUUUAUUCUUUACGCGGUGAUCAAUCCUCAUCUGAGAUAAGUGAAGCAAGUCAGGGACAGCGUGAUGCGCCAUUAGGGGCUGCAAGUAGUACUCCAAAUGCUAAGCCGAGAAGAAAGUUAUUUGGACGCCCAAGUAGCCGAGCGAUUGAUGUAAGCUCUUCAUCCAAUUCUAAUUCGAUACCCACCGGAAGUCACCAUGAUGACAGAUCUUCAUCUGAUCACUCUUCUGGUCACCCGUUCAAGAAACUACAUCAUGUAAGCAGCAAUUCUAUGCUCCAACCCAAGAACGGAUCAGCAGGUCUGGAUCCAAUGGCAUCGACUGAUAGUUUAGCUAGCAAUAGUACCAGUAGUGUUUCACGCGGUAUCACACGGAGAGCUGGUGAGAUGAUCCAAAAGUCUGCAUCGCUUGCCAAUUGGGGUAGGAAAAGCCGGUCUACCCUCAAUGUUGCUGAGGAGAUUGAAGAGCAGCCAACUUCGACUCCAGCUGUUAGCGAAAGCGAAGCAAGAUCUCCAAGUAUUUCUGAGUUUGGCGCUACGAAUACGAAUUCAUUAUCUUCACCAUCAGCUGCUCUUCAUAGUAGCGCAACCGAAGCAGGAAUUCCCAAGCGAUUAAGCGGCUGGAUCUACAAUAUGCUUGGCAAUGACGCAGAACAGACCAAUGCGACCAAUGAAGUCGGAAUUCAAGUUUCAGAUAGUACGGCAACGCUAAGACAGGUACCUGAAGCUCAUCAAAGGAACCACGAAUCGACUUUACGCGGUUCACAAGAUGGAAGUGCAAAGAAUUCGGGUGAACUUUCGAAAUCUGUCAACAAGGACAAUGAUCCGCCUACGAUUACAUCUAGGUCACGUACUGCAGGUCUUUUGUCAGCUUUGGCUGUUUCUGGACGAAAUCGAACAGAAGGAAACACUCCUAAUGCCGCCUCUAAUCCUUCAAGCAGCAAUGCAAUCGGAAGUGGGGUGGGCGUUGCAAGGAGUGGAUUGGAUCGAGCAUUGCGCUACUUUAUCGAUAACUCCGAACAAGAUUCUGAUGCCGAAGUUGGUGCUUGGCUUUUGGGUGUUUGGCAUGGUCCUUCAGGAGACAAUUCACCGGUCAUCUCUGCAGAUAUGACGUCCAAACUACGGCCUGCCAUUGAGGUUUCAGAUGCUACCCCUGAGCGUGAGCAAACUGGCAGAGCAUCAACGAACGCAGAAGCCACGACGAGCAGUAGUAAAAUUGAUAGCGAACAAGGUCAUGAGGAUGACAGUUCGAUAGCCAGCAGUGCCCACCGUACGCGUGAAACGUCUCCAUCAAUAGCUUCUGCAAGCUCAAGAGGAAGUGUCAGCAAGAGAAAGAGCUCCAACAAAGUGGAAAGUGACGAAGUGAUCGUAGGAGAUGAAGCUCAAAUUGUGGCCCGCAAUCCACCCACACCUCAAACGUCGCCCAUCAUUCCACAAAGUCAGAUUACAUCGUCACCCUCUUCUUCACGGAGGAAUCGUCGUCCAAUGCAGGCGGCAGAAAGUGCUUCGAGCUUAACCACUGCCCUUCGGUCUAAUGCAGACAAUCAAGUCAGCUUCCAAUCCGAUUUCAGUUCACGGAUAUGGUGCACAUAUCGAUCUCAUUUCACACCAAUUGCUCGUGAUGGGACAAUUUCCAGUCAAGCUGAGAAUGCAGCAGCACUAGCAGCCGCACAACACACCUCUUCAACAGGACAAAUGCAAGAAGGAGCAAGAGCAACACCGCAAAAAUACUUAGGUGAAGGCCCACACUCCUCUUCAACUUCGAUAUCCACACCAUCCAGAAAUGCACAACAUUCAUCUACGCCUCAACAUUCUCUUGGCAAUGCUUUCGGUAUCAGUCCACCGCCAUCCUCUUCACCAUCCAACCCUAGCCAAGGUGGAGGAAGUGGGAUCGGAUUAGGGGAACGGAUGGGAAUACCAAAUCUAUGGAAUCGAGCAACUGCAGCUGCGCAGGCGUAUGGAUUGGCUGGAAGAUCUGGACUCACAACUGAUGCAGGAUGGGGUUGUAUGUUGCGAACGGGACAGAGCGUCUUGGCGAAUGCUCUACUUAAUGUUCAUCUUGGCCGAUCUUGGAGACGGAACGGGAAGCCAAUACCAGCUUCGCAAAUUGAUGAUGGCCGAAACACCAACGAAAGCAAAGAGUGGCAAAUGCAAAGACAACAAUAUGCCAAGUAUGUACAGUUACUUUCCUGGUUCAUGGAUGAGCCCAGUUCUGCAUGUCCCUUCGGUGUUCAUCGAAUGGCAAGGGAAGGGAAGAGACUUGGCAAAGAAGUUGGUGAAUGGUUUGGACCCAGUACAGCCGCUGGUGCCAUCAAGAAGCUUGUUGAUGAAUUUCCCGCAUGUGGUUUAGGUGUGAGUGUGGCAAGUGAUGGAGUCAUCUACCUAGAUCAAGUAAAGGUACAAGCUUGCAAGUCGAAUGUCAACGGACAGAAACGUGCCAGUGCACUCCAAAAAUGGGAACGCCCAAUUUUGGUUUUGAUUGGUGUUCGAUUGGGAUUAGAGGGUGUUCAUCCUAUGUACCAUGAUUCCAUCAAAGCAGCCUUUUCGUUCCCGCAAUCGGUCGGUAUCGCAGGAGGUAGACCAAGUUCGUCUUAUUACUUUGUUGGUUAUCAAGGUAAUAGCCUAUUCUAUCUAGAUCCGCAUCACGUUCGCUCCAGCGUUGCGUUCAAGCAUCCACCACCUUCGAUGGAAAACGAUGAUGAAUGGUGGGCUCACGCUUAUUCCGAGCAAGAAUUGGCCACCUUCCAUAACGAUCGUCCAAGACGAAUGCCGAUGAAGAGUUUGGAUCCAUCAAUGCUUUUGGGAUUCUUGAUUCAAGAUGAAGAGGAUUUGCAUGACUUUGUCGUUCGCGUCAAAGCAUUGCCACGUCCCAUCUUUAGCGUUCUGGACAGUAUGCCAAAGUGGAUGAUGGACGAUUUGGAUGACGAUCUUGAUGCCGAAGAGAAAGCUAUCGAGAGUAUCUCCGAAAGUUCUGCAGAUGACUUUGAGCUUGAAUCGGAGAAAUCCAACGCGACACCAGAAAAGAGCAACGUUGAAAGAAGUGCGCAAUCGAUCGUUACUGUUGGAAAUUCGAGCUCACCUGAAAGAAGCUCAGAGGAGAGGCGGAAAGAGAAUUUGAAAGCCCCGGAAGACCCGAAAGGUAAAGCAAGGAGUGGUCGAUCUAGACAGCAGCGAAAGGUGACACCAAGUACUUCCAACACGGAGGAGCCCUUGUCACUGAGCACCAAUAGUACUCAAACGCCAAGAUCGGAAGCAACAUUUGAAUUCAUCAGUCCACACAACGAAGCACCAAAUGGAUCGGAACCGCCUCCAGUCCCAUCCAAGGGGUCUACUCCCGUACCGAUUGCAUUUCCCACAUUCGCCAGCAGAGAUGAAGACGAUGAUGCAAGUCCAAACGAGACCUUUGAUGUUGGCUCAUACGACGAUUCCAAGGCAGUUCAUUCAGUCUCAUCUGAAGAGCCUGAGCAUAUUUCAUCUGAACACACAGCCAAAACCAUUUCAGGUAACGAGGUGCAGGUGAUCGAAGAUGCAGACGAUGAGGACAGCAGAGAAGAUCUUGCGGAUGUGGGCGAGAAUGAUAUCGACGCAGCUUGGGAGGAUUUGCAAGAUGAUAUAAGAUGUUCACCAAGGGUGGACAUUGGUCGUUGGAGUCAUGCAGAUGCAAUCAUACGACGAGCAGAGGCAGAAGAACACACACAAUCACACAAUCUUGAUUCUGGUGAUGAAGAAAACCUACACUCAUAACAACAACGAGAGAGAGAGAGACGGACAUAUACCCCUUUUUUUCAGCACAAUUUCCUCACACAUAUUUCUCAAUCGGCUAUGCUUUUCAAAGUUUAUAUUUACAGGUUUCAAAUCUUAUGUAUGCUUUUAUUCCAUGUAUCUUAUGCCCUUCUUAAACCUUUACCUUGAACUUAUUUGGCUCUCUAAAAGCCAGCUUCCGUUCCCUCACAUCUUAUUUAAACUACAUACCCUGCCUUUUGGCUUUAAAUUGAUUGCUUUCUCCCGUGUCCUAGUGAAUUAUAAUAG
This is a messenger RNA of Meira miltonrushii, 5118 nucleotides long. RefSeq lists its product as uncharacterized. Gene Ontology annotation, molecular function: protein-phosphatidylethanolamide deconjugating activity. Bases 283 to 4833 code for a protein of 1516 amino acids. The transcript has a single exon. NCBI's taxonomy places the organism in Eukaryota, Fungi, Basidiomycota, Exobasidiomycetes, Exobasidiales, Brachybasidiaceae. The record is from RefSeq and is a predicted model, not a curated record.